CCACUGAGUUAGCUCGCUCCCGUUCGCCAAUUAUACGCUCGUGCGCUUUUGCUAUGGCUCCUUUCAAGCUUGUAAUCGCGCUGCUGGCUGGAACUGCUUCUGGUAGCUAAGUUAAAAGAGUGUACCAACUGGAAGUGUUUCUUUCUUAAAUUCUGCAGGUCACGUCUUCUUAUUUCCUUCGAGCUCUGAAACUGUGAGCUGUGGCGAGGUGAAAACGAUUUUAUGUUACGCCGACAGGACCACCAAAGUAACCGUUGCCGCUCGACAUCCGACUGUCUCAUUCGGGAGUCAUACAUAUCAGAGAAACAGUCCCCCCUUGGCGAAAGUAGGGCCAGUAGAGCUGAAUCUGACCGACGUUGGUGUUAGUCCACUGAAGGAUUCCCUCAGCAACUUCAACGUCACAGCUUCUGAGAGGCACAAUGGAAACAUUAUAAUAACUUGCGCAGACGUGUAUAACUCGUCUGAAGUCCAGAUUAUGACAUUUAGUAAAGGAUGUGAGGGUCAGAUUCGAUUUGACGAAACUAGAAGGCGACUAGAGUGGGAUGAGCCAACCUGCGAAGGAUGGCGACAAGAUGUUCUGUCGCAUUACACUGCUACCAUUCAGUAUACCACAGAGAUAAUGAAAACGUACACAGACAUAAAGGAAACGUUUAUAGUCAUUGCAGAGUCUUUUGUACAAGUAUCUGUAAACAUGACAAACAGCUGUGGGGAAAGAAUCUACAUUGGCUACCUAAACUAUGUGUGGUCUACAGAGUCUAUAAAUGGCAAUACAGUGAAGAACAAUACGACAAAGGUCGUUGCCAAUGAUGGAUGUUCGGUAGCUGCAACUCGUGGUGUCUACUGGGGCUGCCUUUUAUUUGCAGUUAUUAAAAAGUUUCAAGUUUGAGGACUGAAGCUACUAAAGUGCAAACCGUCGGCGAAUUGCGCAUGCGCGAUACUGCUAAAUUGAUGGGCUG
Geodia barretti is the source of this 956-nucleotide messenger RNA. The record is from the annotation of a GenBank genome assembly. NCBI's taxonomy places the organism in Eukaryota, Metazoa, Porifera, Demospongiae, Tetractinellida, Geodiidae.